UGGAGCUUUAAAAAGGUAAUAACUUCAUCAAUUUCAUUCAUAAAUGUGCCGGAAAAUCACAGGGAUACAGCCAGAAGGCAGAGGGAUCCGUGCACGUGUGUGUCAUGUCUGUAUGUUUCUGAUGGCCGAACCACCCCAGUCAUGUGACUGUUUUGUGUCUCUGCCGCCGGGUUCUAAAAAUGAUCAUGUGAUAUUUGCAAAGAAUUCUGACCGGCCGAGAGAUGAGGUGCAGGAAGUGGUUUACUAUCCUGCUGCCUCACAUGCCUCUGGGACCACAGUGGAGUGCACAUACAUCUCAAUCCCGCAAGUAGAGCACACCUAUGCGGUUGUGCUUAGCAGGCCUGCCUGGCUGUGGGGCGCUGAGAUGGGGGCCAAUGAACAUGGGGUGUGUAUUGGAAAUGAAGCGGUUUGGACUCGUGAACCUGUGAGUCCAGAGGAAGCUCUCUUGGGCAUGGACCUGGUGCGGUUGGCUCUGGAGCGGGGUGACAGUGCAUGGGCUGCUCUGCGUGUCAUCACUGAGCUGCUGGAGCAGCAUGGCCAGGGUGGGGCCUGCAGGGAGGACCCCGAACACUUCAGCUACCACAACACCUUCCUGCUUGCUGACCGCCAGGAGGCCUGGGUGCUGGAGACUGCCGGGAAACUGUGGGCCGCUCAGAAGAUCACAGAAGGAGUCAAGAACAUCUCUAACCAGCUGACGAUAGGCACGGAGAUCUCUGCUGAGCACCCAGAGCUGCGCAGUGUGGCCCAGUCUCAGGGCUGGUGGAAAGGGGAGGGGGAGUUCAGCUUCAGUGCUGCCUUUAGCCCAGACAAUCCCCCUGCUAGGAUGGAGCUGGCCAAGCAGCGCUAUAAAGGAGGCACAGCCCUGCUUCAGGAGCACGAUGGCUCUGUGACAGCAGAAGUGAUGAUGAGCAUCCUGAGGGACAAACCCAGCGGGAUCUGCAUGGACUCUGAAGGUUUCCGCACCACAGGUAGCAUGGUGUCCAUCCUCCCACGAGACACCAGUAUGCCCUGUGUCCACUUCUUCACUGCCACACCUGACCCUUCCAGGUCUGUUUUCAAGCCAUUUAUCUUCUCGGAGAGCAUGAAUCCGGUCACUAUGGUGGUGUCUCCACAGUAUGGUCCAGACGAUCCUGUGAGGACACAGCCUCGAUUCCAGCACAAGGUGGACAGAAAGCAUGAGCUUUACAAAGCCCACCAGGCAGCGCUGGCUACCAUGGAGGCAAAUCUGGAUGCUGGAGCUUCUCUACAGGAGACUAUGCGGUUCUUGGAGUCGCAGUGUCUGCAGGAGAUUGAAGCUAUGCUCAGAGGGGAGGUGGAGGGCCAGGAGCUCGGUGACCUAUUCUUUGACUGUGUGGACACAGAGAUAAAGUUUUACCAGUGAGAGACAGCAGCUGUCUUGUGAAUGUCGCUAGUGCUUGCUGAUCUGCCUGAAGAGGGACGGACCCCAGAGCGCAGGUUCCUGUCUGCUCCCAUCCACCUCUCUUAGUUCCCCUGACGCCAUGCAACACAUUGUGAUGUCCAUGCCACGUAAACUUUAACUGUAUAAAACAGAAACUAGAUGUUCAUGUGAGUUGAGCACCAUAAUCAUGUGUAAUUGUCACACAGGGCAGUGGUAUACGCACCACAUUAAUGAGUAAGUGAUAGAUUACUAAGGCGUGUAUGUAGAGCUGUGUGAGAAGUUCAGUGGAGAAACACUCUGAUCAUUCCUGUGUACAUGCAUGAGGGUUCAGCUGCCUGGCUGAUCCUCUGAGGAGGAAGUCAAUAAAGGUUUAAUAACUGCUA
This is a messenger RNA of Pygocentrus nattereri (red-bellied piranha), 1782 nucleotides long. It is a transcript of the gene scrn2, whose product is annotated as secernin 2. NCBI's taxonomy places the organism in Eukaryota, Metazoa, Chordata, Actinopteri, Characiformes, Serrasalmidae. Bases 44 to 1381 code for a protein of 445 amino acids. Gene Ontology annotation, molecular function: cysteine-type exopeptidase activity; dipeptidase activity. The record is from RefSeq and is a predicted model, not a curated record. The transcript has 9 exons. Gene Ontology annotation, biological process: proteolysis.